Nylanderia fulva is the source of this 2317-nucleotide messenger RNA. It is a transcript of the gene qsm, whose product is annotated as Zona pelucida superfamily protein qsm. Lineage: Eukaryota; Metazoa; Arthropoda; Insecta; Hymenoptera; Formicidae. The record is from RefSeq and is a predicted model, not a curated record. Gene Ontology annotation, biological process: anatomical structure morphogenesis.
GCGUGCUCGCACGGGGAACAUCGCUCGCGCGUCUUCAUCAAGGCCCAUUUUGGUCUUUGGUCCUUUCCACUGACGGGCUUAUUCGCGACGCAAGAUUUCGCGGUGACGGUGAGAGAGGAGAGUCGUUUCUACGCAGAAGAGAGCCGAGCAUGUCCGACUAAAUGAGAGUUCGUCGCGAAUAAUACGAAAAUAUUCGAACCCUCUUCCUUUCCUCCUUGGUUCUCCUCUUUCUUCCCUCCUUAUUUACUUGUCCUCGACGCGGAUCGCGAGUAUACAGUCCGCGAGCGUUUCGUAAUUACCUAGGGAAUGGACAUGGCUGACCGUUUCUGGAGACUGGCCCUGUGCUGGAUAUGCAUCGUCGGGCUUGUACGCGCCAAUGUACAAAGCAAAGUGAGAUGUUCCAAGCAGAUGAUGGAGGUGGAUAUAGUGAGGAGUAGUCCGCAGGCGAAGAUAUAUCUGCAACAAUUUAAACAUUUUCCAGAUGAGGCUUGUAAGCCACAAUUUCACGAUGGCGUUGCCACGUUCAAAUUAUCAUUGCUGGAACAGGACAUGUUGCGAUGCGGUAUUACAAGAGUCCUUAACAAAGUCACGGGUCAAAAGAUGUACUAUCAUCGGGUAAUAGUGGAGGAGCCAGCGGAUUCUAGCAAACACACGUUCACUGUGAAAUGCGUAAUCACCGAAGUCGUCGUGGAGCCAGAAAUCGCCAUCGCAUCCAAUCAUACGGCGGUACGACGAAGCGUUCUUCCGGCGGGCUUUCAGGAACCUGAAGUGAUCGAUAUACGUGAAGAAAUUUCGGGAACGGCACCAGUUCCGAUUCUCGGUGUCGGAGUGAGGCAGGGUGGAGUCUUGGUGACCGGUGAACUCAACGUUAGUCCUGGUACGCCGUUGCAGAUGGAAAUAUUUUUGGACAAUGACUCAGCCCCGAUCUACGGUCUGCUAGUGACUUAUAUGCUGGUUACCGAUACCAAAACACAGGAAGAAACAAUUAUUAUUAACGGGUGUUCCGUCGAUCCUUACCUGUUUGAAAACUUUAAUACCGUGGACGGCGACUUUUUGACGGCGAAAUUUCGAGCUUUUAAAUUUCCGGAAAGUACUUACGUCCAGUUUCGUGGUACCGUCAACGUCUGCUUAGAUAAAUGUCCAGGGAUCGAAUGCAGCAAUGGCCAAGUCGGAUUCGGUCGAAAAAGGCGAGCUAUUGAAAUGUCAAACGAUAAGAAUAAAUUGUUCGAGGUAACCAUGUCGACAUUCAUCAAGGUCGAUUCCGCGGAUGACGUCAUGAUCAAUCAAGUACUCUCGGAGUUCAUUAGAAAGGGAAAGAACAGGACGCACACGAAGGAGAGGGCAGUGGUCGCCGAAGAAAUCGCAGAGCAAUCCGAUCCGACGACAAUUAGGACGCACGAGAGAGCGUUUCUCGCGGAAGAAAUUAAGGAACAAUUCAAAUACAAGGUCACCGAGGUGGUAGUCAAUGGUUCUUCGUGCAGUACGCUGAGCUUGAGUCUUCUCUUCGUCUUCCUUUGCUUCUACAAAUUCCUAUAGAGAAAUUGAAAUUCGCGUUUCCUGAGACGUAAUUGCUAAUUGUAAAUAAGACGCAAUCUGAGAUUAAAAGCGUGAAGAAAAAUAAAAAGUAUCGCUUUUGAGAGAACUUUAUAGUUAAUUUGCUCACUAAUAAUCGAAUUUUCGAUCAUGAUGGCAGCAGAUCAUCAAUAUAUAUAUGCAUAAUGAUGAUCGCAUAUACAUAUCGAUUGUAUACAGUCAAAAUGUGCCUAGAAAAGCAUUGAAAGAAAUUAUUUUGUAAUGCUAAUAUUCUAAAGUAGUGUAAUUUCCAUCUUCAAGAAGAAAUUUGUAUCUUCAUAUAAUAUAAAACUAUCGUUCGCAUUAAACUUGCGUGUGAUAUAAAGACAUAUUCAGUUAUUAGACGAUAAAUUCGGCAAAAUUAAAUUGUCGAAUUUAAAAUUCACGUGCGAAAGGAACUUGAAAAAUGAAUACACUUUUAUUUCUUGGCGCUAACAGUAAGCAGUAACAUAAGAAAUUUCUCCACUUUGCGACCGCCAAAUUUUCAAUUACAUGUGACAUUUCAGAGUUUCCCAAUAUUUUUUUUAUUACUCAUCUCAAUUGCCGUAUUUCUUGAUGAAAUAACUGCCAGAAAAUUGGCCUUUGCGAGUGGAGAAAGCGAAAGACCUAGUCGUGCGACGAGGUGUAAUAUUGUAAUGCAACUUAAUUAUUUAGUAAAUAAUUAUUAAUUGUGUAUUUCGUAAUCCCAGUCUAAUUAUUACGUAAAUAAAUGUAAAAUAAUUAAAUAAAUCGACAACAGACAUGA